Messenger RNA from Vicia villosa (hairy vetch), 1711 nucleotides. RefSeq lists its product as uncharacterized. Lineage: Eukaryota; Viridiplantae; Streptophyta; Magnoliopsida; Fabales; Fabaceae. The transcript has 2 exons. The coding region runs from base 252 to 1019 and encodes 255 amino acids. The record is from RefSeq and is a predicted model, not a curated record.
GAUGUUUUAUUCACUAAGGUGUUUUAUUUAACAACUCAAUGAUGAUUCUGGAGAUGCAUAUCCAGAAACGUCAAGCGGGAAAUUGAAUAAAACACCACCUUGCAUGUUCUUCUCCCUCAUGAUCAAAGGGAAUUUCACCUUCAAAACCCUUCAAAAAAAAAUCUUCCAUUCUCAAUCAACUUUUCAAAACCAAAACAUCAUUCUUGUAUUUUAUCACAUCAAAGAGAGCAAAAGAAAUUAAAAUUUAAGAUAUGGUGCAUCCGGAUAUGUUUGCCAAAACUACUGUGAGGAUGAAUGUUAAACCGAGCGGAGUGAAAGAUGAUGUUAAAUUGGAUGAAGUGAAGGAUGAUGUUAAACCACGUGAUAUUAAACCAGGUGUUAGACCGGUUGUUGUCAAGGUAGAUGUUUGUGAAAAAUUUAUAAAUAAACAAGAGGUUACUAUUCGUGAAAAUAUGCUACAAUGGGUGUGCAUGGAGGUUGAGAAAUUGGGGUCUGGAGGUGUAACCGGAAGGUAUAACAAUGGUUCUAAUAGAAUAAAAUCAUAUGUAAGAAUGAGAUGUGUAAGAAAUGGCACGUACCAACCACCUAAUAUGAAGUUGAAACAUGAUGACACCGAAUCAAGAAAAUGUGAGUGUCGGUUUAAAUUGUGUGGAUACCAUAAGGAAAAUCAUACACGGAAAUUUAAUAUGGUUUUUGGUAUACAUAAUCAUUCUUUGAAUGACAAGCUAGUAGGUUAUCCCAUUGUAUGUCGCCUUAUUCCAGAGGAGAAUAAAGUUGUUUCAAACAUGACAUUAAACACGCCGACGCCGAAAAUCAUACUUGCAACUUUGAAAUGGAAAAGACCUCACAAUGUUUCAAAUAUUAAACAAGUAUACAAUGUGCGUGCCCAAAAUAACUUGGCGGUAAGAGGUCCAAGAUCUGAAAUGAAACAACUAUUGAAGCUUUUAGAGGAUGACCAUUAUGUUUAUAGGUUCAGAGUUUUGAGGAUAAAGUCACAGUUUGAGAUAUACUUUUAUUAAUUCCAAUUCCAUCAAGUUGUUCAUCACAUUUUCCACUAUACUCAUAAUUGAUUCAACAUACAAAACAAACAAGCAUAUACUUCCACUCUUGGAAAUUGUUGGUGUUAAUUCUAUAUAGAUGACUUUUUCAGUCAUUUUGCAUUUUGAGAAUCCAAAAAAGAGGACAAUGUUACAUGGGAUUUAGAAAUGUGCAAGAUUAUGUUGAAGGACAAAAAAAACAUACCAAAUGUAAUUGUCAUUGAUUGUGACACCGCACUGAUGAAUUGGCUUGCAAUAGUAUUUCCUACAUUUUAUGCAUUGCUUUGUAAGUAUCCCAUAACCAAAAAUGUGAGAAGUCGACUAAAACUUGUGGUAGGCACCAAACAAAUCAAAGGUGAAGAUGGAAAAAUGGUCAAACCUUGUGUGAUGUUGGAAAAGAUAAUGGAUGUAUGGAACAGAAUAAUAAAUUAUUCCACGAAAACGUUAUAUGACGAAUCUUUUGGUCAGACCAUUAAUGUGUUAGGUCACUGAUUCAAAGAAAAUAUCCUUUAUUCACAGUUGGUUGAAGACAUAUCUCAGGAAAAAUUAAAUUUUAUUUUUCAAGAAGCUAAGAUAAUAGAUAAAAAGGUUCAGAUAACUUAAAGUAUGAUUGUACACUUAGGAAAAUGUACGGUCUUCCAUUAAUCUCUUUAAUUUCAAAGAAGAUGAAGCUU